This is a messenger RNA of Hirundo rustica (Barn swallow), 2283 nucleotides long. It is a transcript of the gene MPI, whose product is annotated as mannose phosphate isomerase. Gene Ontology annotation, molecular function: mannose-6-phosphate isomerase activity; zinc ion binding. Gene Ontology annotation, cellular component: cytosol. The coding region runs from base 601 to 1722 and encodes 373 amino acids. The record is from RefSeq and is a predicted model, not a curated record. The transcript has 8 exons. NCBI's taxonomy places the organism in Eukaryota, Metazoa, Chordata, Aves, Passeriformes, Hirundinidae. Gene Ontology annotation, biological process: carbohydrate metabolic process; GDP-mannose biosynthetic process.
CCUGUGGAUCCCGUCCCAGCCAAGCAGCGGAGCUGAGGCUGAGCUCACAGACGGGAGCCAAAGGCCAGACACUGAUUUUCACACCACCGCACAGGCAACAGAGGCUGUUCCAGGCCAGCUCCCUGCACAAAUGACCCCAAUUUUCAGAGGUUAAUCCCAGCGAACACAGACCAAGUCCUCAGUGACCUUAACAGGAAUUCCCUGCUUUAAACCACAAAAUCCACAGCUCUGCCUUGGGAACUCACUUUUAAGCGCUCAAGCGCCUUAAAAACAGAUCCAGAGAGACCCAGUGGACAACCAGAACACCGCGCAGCACGGCCGAGAGAGCUCCAGCGACGGAUUAUUUUUAAUAAGACCUCAAAAUAGGCAUUCCCAGCUGUUGUGCAUCCUGAGAGGCAGCAGCUCCUCUCUGCACUGCCCGGCGAGGUGAGGGAAGGGAGGCUGCGGUGGGAGCGCCCUCCUCGAGUGUUCCCCCUGUCCUGCGUGGUGCAGAACUAUUCCUGGGGGAAGGUGGGCUUGGAGAGCGAGGUGGCCAAGCUGGUGGCCAGCGGUGACCCCCUGGUCCAGAUCCAGCCCGACCAGCCCUAUGCUGAGCUGUGGAUGGGCACACACCCCCGGGGCGAUGCCCUCAUCCGGGAUAACCGCAUCCCCCAAAAGACCCUGGGCCGCUGGAUCGCCGACAACCCCGCCUGCCUGGGGGCCAAGGUGAAGGACGCCUUCCAGGGACACCUGCCCUUCCUGUUCAAGGUGCUGUCGGUCAACACCGCCCUGUCCGUCCAGGCGCACCCCAACAAGGAGCUGGCAGCGAAGCUCCACGCCCAGUUCCCUGAGCACUACCCCGAUGCCAACCACAAGCCUGAAAUGGCCAUCGCCCUCACCCGCUUCGAGGGCAUGUGUGGCUUCCGGCCCGUGGAGGAGAUCGUCUCCUUCCUCCAGAAUGUCCCCGAGCUCCGGGCACUGAUCGGGGAGGUGGCAGCGGAGCAGCUGGAGCGCAGCGGGAGCGACGACCCCCGCGGGGUCUCGGCCGCCCUCCGCGUGUGCUUCACCCGCCUCAUGAAGAGCGAGAAGAAGUUCUUCGUGGACCAGCUGAACAUGCUGGUGAAGAGGAUCUCCCAGGAAGCGGCGGAAGGGAAGGACACGUCAGGGAGCAACGGGGACCUGCUGCUGCGGCUGCACUCCCAGUACCCGGGGGACAUCGGCUGCUUCACCAUUUAUUUCCUGAACCUGGUGAGGCUGGAGCCAGGGGAGGCCAUGUUCCUGGGAGCCAACGAGCCCCACGCCUACCUGCACGGAGACUGCGUGGAGAUCAUGGCGUGCUCGGAUAACACGGUGCGUGCCGGGCUCACCUCCAAGUUCAUCGACGUGCUCACCCUGUGCGAGAUGCUCAACUACACGCCGGCACCCAGCAGCUCCAAGAUCUUCCCGGCGGCGCAGAGCCAGCUCGAUCCCCACGUCUACCUCUACGACCCACCCGUGCCAGACUUCACCAUCAUGAGGAUAGAGAUCCCUGCCUCCAUCAAGCUGUACCUCAUCUCUGCCAUGGACUCUGCCAGCAUCUUGCUGGUGAUCCAAGGGACAGCCGUGGGCACCUCCACAGCCGCAGCCUCUGAGAUGUCCCUGCACCGUGGCUCCGUGCUCUUCAUCUCGGCCGACGAGAGCAUCUCCCUCCACCUCUCCUCGCCCGACGGGAUGCUGCUCUUCCGAGCCUGCUGCCUCCUCUGAGCAGGACCUGGGACACUUCCUCCACAUCACUCCAUGUUUUGAGUAGCUAGAAACUGGUGCAGGCUUGAAAGUUUUCCCUCCACCUAUUGAAUCCCAAACCCAGCCCUGAUGUCUAGAAAAAGCAAUUCCAUGGAGCGACUCCUUGGAUGUGGCGCAGAGCAGAGCAGGCUGGGGCUUUUUGCUGCUUCUGGUGGGCUCUUCCCCAGCCUGGCUGAUGGCAGGCAGUGUCCCCCUUCCCUGGCUGUAAAAGGGGGCUCUGUGGGGGGGUGAUGGAGCGGGAGAGCCUCUGCUGCUGUGAAUAAAGAGGUGACUUUGUCCCUGGUGAAGAGCAGCGUGGUGGAGGGAGCAGGAGGAUGGAGGGGGCCAGAGAGGCUGGGAGCAGCUCCAGCAUUCCCUCACCACUGGCCGUGACUCACCCCCCUCGUUGCUCCUUAGGCACAGGAAAGGAGUAAAAUGUGGCGAGGGAAAACAGGAGUCCCCCUCGCAGCAUCAGCACCCCUUCUGAGUAUUGAGAUCCAGUUUAUUGAGUGCUCCCUUUCACAAGUUAAAUACAAAACCAAA